This is a messenger RNA of Harpegnathos saltator (Jerdon's jumping ant), 2290 nucleotides long. RefSeq names its product GTP-binding protein Di-Ras2. Gene Ontology annotation, molecular function: GTPase activity; GTP binding. Lineage: Eukaryota; Metazoa; Arthropoda; Insecta; Hymenoptera; Formicidae. The transcript is spliced from 5 exons. The coding region runs from base 589 to 1392 and encodes 267 amino acids. The record is from RefSeq and is a predicted model, not a curated record.
GGAGGAGGAGGAGGAGGGCGCCGACAGCCACCUGUGACUCUCGCCAAGAGGGCACGGAGAUCCCUGACGGGGCACAAGCUCGAAGGCAGCCGCGAUUUCCCCGGAGGAGGAUGCGAGGUGCCGCGAGAGCGCAGCGCAGCGGAGGUGAGUGAAUGGAGAGGUCGACGUCGGCGGGCAGCGACGUCGGGUGGAAAAACGCGAUCGUUUCGCAGCGACGUCGAUCGCGAUCGAUCGAUAUCGCGGAGCGCGCUCGUUCGCCAUCGUCAUCUGGCCGCUCCUGACCGCGGUCAGGGCAAGGACCGCCGCGGGGAAUCGAAUUAAUAUCCAGACGAAGCCGGUCGGCGGGCAAGGGGACGCCGACGACGACGGGGAGGAGGAGGAGGAGGAGGAGGACGGCGGGUAGGACGAUCGAGCACCGGACGCGGCGGUCGGCGCGGGGUGUUGGAGGGACGAGGAGGUCGUAUUGGAUUUUCAGGAGGUGGAGGCUACGACCGACCUCCCGGGUAAUGCCUUCCUGAGGCGGCAUUCUCGCGGUCGUGCUCGAGGUCACGGGGCGACCGGCCGCGGCCGCGGCCAAGCGACGACAGUAUGGCCGAUCUCGAGAGGAUCCGGCUGGUGGUGCUCGGCGGCGCCGGGGUCGGCAAGAGCGCUAUUAUACGCCGGUUGCUCGGCCAAGGCUUCAGCGAGCGGUACCGGCCCACUGUGGAGGACCUCUACUCCCGGGAAUGCGUCCUCGGCACCUUGACGCUCAAGGUCGACCUCUUGGACACCGCGGGUGACCUGCAAUUCCCCGCGAUGAGGCGUUUGAGCAUAGCCACCGCCCACGCAUUCCUCCUCGUGUACGCGACCACGUCGUUGCCGAGUUUCGAGUGUGUGAAACGCUGCUUCGAGGAAGUGAGAGAACAACGACCCGACUUCCAGGAGGUGCCGAUAGUCGUCGCCGGUAACAAGCUCGACCUGGCGCCGGCGCGAAGGGAAGUGCCCAUCGAGGACGUGAGCGAGUGGCUGUUUUGCGAAUUGCCGAAGCUGCGCGCCAAGGUGAUGGAGUGCUCGGCCAAGGACGACUACAACAUCAAGGAUAUCUUCAGGUGCUUCGUCACGUUGUCCAGGAUCGUGCCGAAGAACCCCACCGGCGAGUCCGACGAGUCGGGCCUCAGGAGGAGAUGCUCGGCGUAUGGAUCGCGCAGGUCGGGCAGUCCCGGCGGCAGGACCGGCAGCGCGGGUUCCGGCGGGAAUCCUCAGCAAGUGGUCGCGGCUCAGGGCUCCAGCGUCGUCACCGUCACCGAGGAGGUGAAGAGCAAGCCGCGUAGCCGCAGCCUGAUCCGGCGCGCCUCGAGGAAGACGAAGCAGCAGAUCCGAGACGCCCAUGCCGACGACUGCAACAUCUCGUAAGCUGGCCCGACGGGGACGGACGGAUCCUCUCCUCGUCGGGGAAGAUGAGUCUCGUGUCUCGUCUCGUCUCGUCUCGUCUCGUCUCGUCUCGACGGACAGUCGCGCGCGAUCCGAGCGAGAACGGCGCUCGUCCGCGCGAGUGAGACGUAAGUGCUUUACUUAAGGUAAGACUCUCGAUGGCCCGCACGAUUCGCGCGACGAGCACGACGAGCGAAGCUCCCCGUUGGACCGGAGAAUUCAUCGCCGCGAGGUGCGAGGAACAUGGCAAGCCGAUAGCAGCGACCGGAGGGUGUCCGGAGCGCUGAAACUGGAAGGAGAGAUCGCGAGCCGACCGGGUUUGUAGUACACCGGGAUGUCAUCGACAGCGGGAGUCGCAAUUAUGUCCAGUGAGAAAUUGCCUCUGUCCUGAUUGGAUCGAAUAUCGGUAGAACGGCGCUCGGGGAUUCCUUUUUCUUUGAGCCAAGAUCGCGCGUGUUAACGGAGCGAUCGAGCAGCGAGUUUCUGGGGGAGAAAUGAUGUUCGUCUGUCUCUUUGAGUUUUGCUGAGGUUCGCGUAAAAGUUUCACGUAAAAGAACAUCAAAUUCGUCGUCAUAUAAAUUGGGGUAGUUUUUGAGAGGAAAUUGCAAGCCAUCGGUCAUCUUCUUUUUAACCGCUCGGCAGCCCCGGUGAGUCUUCCUGAGGUGAAGAAGCUCGCGCUUUUCAGUUAUAUGAAACGAACGAGCUUCCGCUGUCGAUGCGCAUCUUUCUUGGAACGUUCUGUAUAUACAUUAACGGUAUGCACGUGAAAUUGAUGUUUAUCGAAUGCGUAAUUUUUUUCAACGAACGGACCUCUCUUGCAUUUCUCGGUGUAAAUAUUUUCGAAGGCUGCGAGUGAAAAGGAAAAGAGAGAGAGAGAGAG